This is a messenger RNA of Ipomoea triloba (trilobed morning glory), 2620 nucleotides long. Its product is annotated as O-fucosyltransferase 19-like. NCBI's taxonomy places the organism in Eukaryota, Viridiplantae, Streptophyta, Magnoliopsida, Solanales, Convolvulaceae. The transcript has 8 exons. The record is from RefSeq and is a predicted model, not a curated record. The coding region runs from base 288 to 2183 and encodes 631 amino acids. Gene Ontology annotation, cellular component: cytoplasm.
AUUUUAAUCUCGUAUAAAACCUUUCCUUAAUUGGAGGAAAUCCAUGCUAUAUAUACUCUCUAAAAUUCUCUGGAGAGAGAACGAGCUUAAAGAACAACCUUUUUUUUUUUAGAGAGAGAGAAUUGUCGUACACCUCUCUCUCUCUCUAUCUCUAUCUCUAUCUUUCUCUAUCUCUAAUACACAAACAAAGCAACGGCACACAAUUGGAAAUUAACCUCGUAGCGCGAUCGAUUUCCUCGUAUAACGCACUAUUUUGUUUUUUGUUUGCAUUGUUCUCUCCGGGGAAAAUGCCGACCACUGCCGGCGGAAGCCCCCACGCGCACCACCGUCGUCAUUUUUCGGAGGCGCCGAACGCCGCCGGCGAGAAACUAUCGGAUCACGCGCAGAGCUCAUUCGCCGGCGAUUUAGGCGAUUCGGAACACAGCAAUGGCAAUUGUGGUAGUAAAUGCGCCGGCGCCGGCGCCGGCGGCCACCACCACCCGGCUAUUCGCUACCUUUUGGUGCGGAAGAGGGUGCCGGAGAAAUUUGUGUACAGAGGAGAGGAAUUCGUGUCGGGAAUUUUGGCGAUUGUGCAGUCUUUUAGAUCGAGGAAGAACACGGGGCGGUCGGUGAUUGGGCUGUUGCUUGCAUUGCUCAUGUUCUCUGUGUUCCUCAAAUUCUCCUUCUUCAUAAAUGGCAAUGUCGGCGAGGUUAAUGAGAGCUUGAUGAGGUUAACCGACAAUGGCCAAUUGGUCCUCCAGAAUUUCAAGAAUGAUUGGGCUAAUGCUCACCAGAAGAUCGUUUCUGAAUCGGACUCUUCUUCGUCUUCUUCCGGCGAUGUUGUUCUCAAACGUCAGAUGAAGGAAGUUUUUGUCCCAGAAAUAUGGAUGAAACCAAACAGUGAUAACUACUAUAAGUGCAUUGCUCGAUCAAAGAAUGAAAUAAGGAGACAAGCAAGAAAUGGUUAUAUUUUGGUUCAUGCAAAUGGGGGAUUAAACCAAAUGAGAACAGGAAUAUGUGAUAUGGUCGCUAUUGCCAAGAUUCUAAAUGCCGCUUUGGUUCUUCCUUCUCUUGAUCACGAGUCAUUCUGGACUGAUACUAGUGAUUUCAAGGAUAUCUUUGACUGGAGGCAAUUCAUUGAAGCUUUGAAAGAUGAUAUUGAGAUCGUUGAAUCUUUGCCAGCAAAGUAUUCAGCGGUGGAACCCCUGGUUAAGGCGCCUGUGUCUUGGUCACAGGCUAGCUACUACAGAGGAGAGAUUUUGCCAUUGCUAAAGAAACAUAAGGUAAUCCAAUUUACACACUCGGACUCGAGACUUGCAAACAAUGGCGUAGCUGCCUCAAUUCAGAGGCUUCGUUGCCGAGCAAACUAUGAGGCUCUUCGGUACACACCUGAGAUUGAGGAGCUUGGAAAGAAGCUGGUUAAUAGAUUAAGGGAAAACGAUGUUCCGUAUAUUGCUCUUCAUUUGAGAUACGAAAAGGACAUGCUUGCGUUUACUGGCUGCAGCCACAAUCUGAGUGAAGCAGAAGCCGAGGAACUUCGCGUUAUGAGGUAUAAUGUGCAGCACUGGAAAGAGAAAGAGAUAGACAGCGAAGAAAGGAGACUGAUUGGAGGCUGCCCUAUGUCCCCGAGGGAAGCGGCCAUGUUUCUGAAGGCGAUGGGGUACCCAUCCACGACAAAAAUAUACAUUGUUGCAGGGCAAAUUUAUGGUAACAACAGCAUGGAUGCAUUCCGCUUAGAAUACCCCAACGUGUUUUCGCACUCAACACUCGCAACGGAGGAGGAGUUGGAACCUUUCAAGCCAUAUCAGAACCGCCUCGCUGCAUUGGAUUACAUUAUAGCCCUCGAAAGUGACGUAUUUGUUUACACGUAUGAUGGUAACAUGGCAAAGGCAGUACAAGGGCACCGGAGGUUUGAAGGUUUCCGAAAGACCAUUAGCCCUGACAGAUUAAAUUUUGUAAAGUUGAUCGAUUCAUUGGACAAGGGCGAUAUUUCUUGGAAUGAGUUUUGUACUGAGGUUAAAGCCUCGCAUUCCAAUAGGCUUGGAUCUCCUUACCUUCGAGAAGGAAUUGACGAUUCGCCCAGAUUAGAGGAGAACUUCUACGCAAAUCCCUUCCCCGGUUGUAUCUGUAAUAGAACCCACAAUCAAUUUAGUAGCUUUCAACUUAUCAAGAAUCCAAUCCCGGAAGUUGCUUCACAAAGAUGAUAGGGUUUUGUUUCAUGAUAGUCAUAGGUUGUAAAUCACGCGACUCCAUACCCUGUCAUAAAAAGCGGGGGCUUAUAGAUCCCAGAAUCAAGCGAGCACACCCUUAAGAUCCAGGCAACAUAAAGAGGCGGGUUUGAUGCAAUUUUUCCCAGACUUUUGAUGAAGAACUGAGAAUGCCGGUAUACAUAUUGAUAUUAAUGGCUGCAUGCAAUGCAAUGCACAGAGGAGAUAGAUGAUACAGAAUUCAUGGCUGUGCUUAUGGAUCAAAUUUGCACAUAUAUAUAUGAUGAAAGCUUUGUUGUUUUAAUACUGUGUUACAUUCCUUGAAUUUGAUUGGUUUUGUAGUUAAUUUUGAUGCUAUAUAGCAGCCUCUGUACGGAUAAUACUCCACCAACUGCAAUGGAAAUACGUUCUUCUGCUCUCUUGCAUUUUGCAAA